Eimeria mitis is the source of this 5145-nucleotide messenger RNA. RefSeq lists its product as uncharacterized. Lineage: Eukaryota; Apicomplexa; Conoidasida; Eucoccidiorida; Eimeriidae. The record is from RefSeq and is a predicted model, not a curated record.
AUGCUUCAAACGGCUCUGAACGGGAGGUGGAAGACCCGAGUGGCGAGUUUGCGCGUGGCAGCGAGGGCAGAAGCUCGUCUGGAAAUACCCAAGAGCGCCAGCCGAGGCAGCGUGCACGUGCGAACGAGGGAAAUUCUGCGCAUUCCCUGGAGUCUCAGGAUGGGCUCUACGACAUCAGGUCAUUCUGGGAGCCCCUCAAGAACUGCAGAAGCAGAGGAAGACACAGCUUCAUGUAACUACCCCCCAAAUAGCGAAAGCCGUAGGAGUGGCGACACCCCCCAGGGCGGCCGUGGAUCCAGCAGAGAUGCGGACUCCCAUGGCAAUUUCACGGGUACCGAACGAUACUACAUUGGUAGUAGGAGCAGCAGCGAUGCAAGCAGCAGCGGGAGUAGCAGCGACAAUGGAGGCUCUAGCAGUGGCAGUGAAUCUGGAAGCAGCAGCUCCGACAGCAGUACCAGCAGGAGCAGCGGCUGCAGCAGUUGCUACAGCAACGAAGGCGGCUACCAGAGCACUGAAAACAUCCCUAGUAAUAUUAGCAGUGAUUCUGGUGUCUAUGAAACGUGGAGUUCCUGCAGGGAAUUUUCUAGAAGACCGUUCGUGGGAACGAGAGAUUAUGAGCCUCCAGUAGGGGAAACCGAGGGCCGUAUAUCGCCACCUUUCGUCUCAACUGCGUCGAGACUUUUGGCGCCGGAUAAUACUGAGGUUGAGGAGGAGACCAAGCCAGUUCAUGUGUCACCGACGACUCUAGAAGGUGAAGAAACAGCUCAUUGGCAGGAUGUGCAUGCUGGCAUGCGCGUCGACACCCCGACGCGCAGUAUACUGUCUGCUCCCAGUUCCCAGGCAAGUCUUGCUUCGCGACAGCCUCUAGCUGCGGGUCAUUGGCCUCACCCUGCUUCUGGUCUCGCUGCUGCGCUUUCUUCUUUGGCUCACCUAGUGUUUUCUUCACGGGAUCCUCGCGCUACAGCUACCCACAGCGAAUAUGCCGCGCCUUCCGCACAACAGAGAGGAGCCACACACGAUGAUUCCGCAGCUGCUGCACCGGAACAGCCUAGGGAGGGAGGACAUCCUUCCCUCGACUCCCAAUCUGGCGUACAGGGGUCAAGCGAAGCCUCUCGGGAACGGGAGGAAAAUUACAGCAGUCAGCGUGAUUCUCGUGAACUUGAAGAUGAUCCCUGUGUACCGCGCCUUGUGUCAGACUCCAAUGCGGAAUCUGGCUCUGGUACGCAGAAUCUGAACAUCAGUGUACGAGGCAACAGCGUAGGCAAAUGCUUGCCGGAGGCACAGGGGGAUGGCACCUACGGUUCUCAGGGGCCUGCUGGUGCUGGAAUGGCGCUCCAUGGCAGCCAUUCUCAAGCAGUUGCUGCUGAAGAGAGCCGUGAUAUCCAGGAAGCAAGCGAAGGACAGCAAAAGGCGAUCGGCGAGUCUAAGAAGCGUUCCUUUAGCAGAGAUAACAGCAACAGCGGCAGGGGGGUUGCACUGAGCAAGCAGCAGGUCGGUCCGAUGACGCCCCACCUGCUUGGGAGAAGACGCUUCGCUCUGCGGCGCCACAGUGGAAGUUUCCAUGUGCCUCAUGAAGCCUUGAGGCUGUGCAGCGAUCUGCCUGCUGGAAGUGAACAGCUUGAAGCUGAGUGUCGUUCCCCUGAUCCACCGCGGCGGCGAAGCACAUUUAGUGGCGCGUUCCUGCCGACCCAUUCAAAAGUGCGCCGACGCCCAAAUCGUGGGUCGUUCAUUUCCGACUCAUCUGAAGGGCUCGCCGAAGAUGGGAGCAGCUCUUCGGGCCCCGGCAGCAGAAGGGAUGCGUCAAUCGAAAGCUCCAUAUCCGGUGCAGGGGGGACUUCAUCUUCAUCGAGAGGAAGCUCAUCUCGACAAUCUUCUGCAAGUGAAGGUUACAGGACUUGCUCAAUGUUCAGAGCUUUGCCUUCGGAAGAGUCCGGAGGAGAAAGCCAAAGGCCUGUAGCUACAAAGAAGAGCAUGAGCACGAACUCACAAAGCAGUCGAACUGGCUCAGGCUGCGGACUCCAUGUAGUGCAUGAUGAAGCCAGAAAACGGCAUCUCACUACCGACUCGACAGGGCGGAGAAGCUUUUCCGAAACACCCGCUGACGUCCAGCUGGACAAAAGGAGGCGGACCCGAUGGCACUCAUGCUUGGACCCGUUGACAGAUUACGAAGAUGCUGCAGUCCGCAGUAUGCAAGAGCUUCCUCCUCUUGGAAGACUUAGAAAGUUGGCUUCUCAAAGGACGCAGCCCGUGACUUGCUACCUGGAACAGCCAUCAGCACCGUCAGAGCCUAUGUUAGCCAGUGCAAAUUCCACCGGUUGGGGAGGUUCGAAGCCUUUGGGCAUGGCGGCAACAAACCGUAUUCUGGAAAGUGCGGUGGAGUUCGCUCUGCAUAAGCAUCAACGACGUCCAGGCGACCGAAUACGGGCGGACCGCUUGCGGAGUGAAAAACUCAAAAUGCUUCUGGGGGGGGCAGAAGAUGAAGAGCCCUUAGAGGAGCGCAUGCCGGGAGUCCCGGCCUCCGCCAGUGUCGAUUCUCUAGAUGGUCAUCCUAGCCCAGUUCCGUAUAAGGGGACGAUGAAAAAGCGACUAGCGCUUCACCAGCCUGCACUGGCUUGCAGGAUGCCAUCCCAUAUUUUUUGUGGUAAUUUUAUGUCUGCCUCGUCUUUGUGGACUCUGCAGCUGUGGCGGCCAGUCGCCGGUGAAGACGGGGAGAGACCCGUGCUUUCUCGAAGUUCCUCAGAAGCCUUCAGGAAAGAGGACUCUGGCCUAAAAGCCUCACUUCAAAAAGAAGGUUACUCUACCGAGGAAGAGGCCUUUCGGAGCGCUUCGUCGGAAGAGACCCUACCAGCGCUGUCUGUGCAGCCAGCCAAGCGGCUUUCGCGUUCCCCCAUAAACUCUCUAUUGGACGAAGUACUUGAUUUCACCUUCUUCGAAUUUGGCUCAGCCUCAGCUAGAAGACGGUCCUCUGGUGUGGGACCAAGUGGCUCAACAGCUAAGGCUUCACAGGGCCAGGCCAGGGAGGAGAGUGCAAAUUUCCAACCCAACAAUAUGCCAAAGCCGCGGAGACCGUGGGCGUGCGGGGAACCGGUUUCGGUAGCCGAAGACCCGCUGUGUUUGUCGGGAUGGGGAGCGGCUGGGCAGGCGGGAGGCGCACCCGUUGAACGCCAUGCGGACACAUAUUUGUCUCCCGAAGUUCCAACUCCUCGAUUUCAGGCAGGGCUUCCAGUUAUACCUUCUCCACCAGGAGGCUACGCAGCCACCUCACCAAUGCGCAUUAUUUCGUCUCCUUUGGGGCCCUACCCGGGUUAUGGGCCAUGCAGUGGGAACACCAUCCGAGUCGAGUCACCGACCCGGGUGCGCUACGGUGUGGGUGAAAACAUCACGGCGCCGGUGAGCUAUUUCGAACAACAGGGUGGCAAAGUUUCAAUUCCUACAGUGCAGUCGGUAUACCCAGCGGAAGGGCUACAGAUACCUAGAAUACAAACAUCUCCCUGCAACGAUUGGCCUCCCGCCCAGAAACCACAUAUUCCUGAGCGGAGUAGUGUUCACCCAUCGGCAAGCUAUCCUCUCACAGCUGACGAAAAACAACUGCAAGAAAGAUACUCCCAUGUGAGGCCAGCCUGCAUCCCCUCAGUUCCGCCCCAUGCGCCAUCACAUGAUCCGUUGCAUAACAAAAACCCCAUAUCUGCAGUUUCAAGCAGAGCGGUCAGUUAUGAUGAACUCGAGAAACUCCGGGCGCAACAAGAGCAACAGCAGAAGGAAGCUGAGGAACUACGGCGAAGGCAGGAAGAACUGGAAAAGGAGCAAAAUAAGCAGAGGGAGGAGUUGGAGCUGGAGAGACAACAGUUGAAGGAGCAGCGAGAGCGCCUGGAAGAGCAACGUCAUGCACUUGAGAAAGAAAAACAGGAUAUGCUGAGUGCACACCUCCUAGGCACUUCUAAAAGCCGCAACAGGGGAUUUGAAUCAAGCAGCGGCGUCUGCAAGGGGAGCCCGGAGAGGUUGCCAGUUAGCAAUACGGACGAAGCUUUUGAUAUUCAACGGAAUACAACGAGUCGGACGCAACAAGGCCCCCCUAUUCGGCAUACGACAUCCACUUCAAACAUUUCAGAUGUACGGCAUGGCGGUCUAGCAGUGGACGCAGAUGGCACAGAAGAGAAGGAUAUCUCAAGCACAGUCGGCGGCCGUCAGCAAACUCUCCAGCCCCCAGCUGCCAGUGGUCGCUUCUUUAGUCGCACAGCAAGUGUUGACACAAAUGAUGACAAGGAACCUAUUCUGAGCCCUCAAGAAGAUUUGCAGACUGAUCCUUCGAUGGCACUCUCAACGGCUUUGGACAAACUUUCCAAGAUUCGUAUGAAGCUUGACACCUUGCAACAACAAUUGGAAGUGCAGUCGCAGGAGGUCUCAAGCUACUACAGUGCUCUCAAAGCAGCUGACCAAGUACACAGCUCCCUCCAGCAGACUGCUGCCGACUGCCGUGUUUGCUAUGGAAGACGUCACACACAAAUGCAAGAGGUCGAGAAGCGUCUCAGCGUCCUGACGGCCCAAGAUCUCCAUCCUUGUUCCGUGGACGAGCUUGAAGAGCUUGCGCAAGAAUUGGAAGGAACCCAAUAUAAGUUAACUGUUGUCCAAGCACAACGGGCAGGCGGUGCAGCAGAAGAAGGCCGCAAGAAGCCAAAACAACUUCUGCCUUACUCCUCCAGCUGCCUUCCAGAGCCCAAGUCUUCAUUUGCCAUUCCCGAGGAACCUGUUGCCAGAAUUGGUCCUGAUGAGUGCGUCGCCGUACAAGAGUCAGCAUUGCAAGAGAUCAAGGCUUUGGGUGAUGACCUGGAGCACAUUAAAACUGUGCACUGCGAGUACAAAAGGGCUUACAAAAGGUUGCAGGGCAUCAUGACCCAGCAAGUAAAUGGAUAUGACGUGGACCUGCAAAAGCUAGUCGCUAUCGAGAAAAACUUGGAAGAAAAACUGCGCAGGCUCCUGUUUCUCAACGGGGACGCGAACUAUGCCGAGCUGUCAGAUGCGCAAAUGCAAGAAUAUUUCCGCAUCGUGAACUUGUCGAUCCGCAAGGUCUACAGGGAGCUAGCUCUACGGGAAUCAGGCGACCGUAGACGAAAUGAGCCACGCACCAGCGGUGGGUGGCUUGAGUAG